ACUUGGUUGCAAAUCCCUUGCUGGCAAGAAAUGCUCCGAACUGUCACCGUUCCUUCUCGGGAAAUCUUGUCCAGGCUUGUCGAUGCCAGUAUUUGUCUCCUAUUUCAUUUCCUCCCUCCUCCUUUCCAAACAGGCUGUCUGACACAACAGAGGGAUUAGUCUCUCACACACAGGUAAAAACUGUACGCUGUUCUUGUUUACUCAACAAGGAGUCAUACCAAUCCAGUGGCAUGGAGGAAGGCUUUCCUUUUCAUUUAGCUCUCCCAGACGUCCUGAUUUCUCUGCUGUCUCUGCUGUUUUUCCUCCUGGAUGUCGUACUGGACCUGUGGGCCAUAGACUGCCUCUAUAAGGAGGAGAAAUACUCUUCCAUGGGAUUGUUGAUAUUCUUUCUGCUCAGUUCCUCGAUUCUAGUGCAGACCUACAGCUGGCUCUGGUACUCGGAUUCCUCCGUAACCCUGGACACCAAAGUAGAGAGAUUUAUCAAGAGACACGGUCUAAUGGCGCCGGUGCACAUCUGUCAACUUAGCGUCUUCCUCAGGUUUGCAGCAGUGUUAGAGAUCUCAAUCUGCAGAUUUAACCAGAGCGACCGUUUUUCAAAGGGACUGACCAUGUACAUGAUUCACGACCUCAGCACGUUGCGUCUGUUCGAGGCGUUCUCCGAAAGCGCUUCACAGCUCGUCCUGAUGACGGCUCUCAUCUUCGAGAUGCAGGAGAUGCAACACUUCACAGUAAUUAAAAUCAUCGGGUCACUUUUCGUCCUCACCUUCAGCGUGUUGUCCUACCAUCACAACAUGCGUGCAUUCCUCCCUGAAAAGCUUGGAAUGGGAUGGCUUUCCUCUGUCAUCUACUUCCUGUGGAACCUGUUCCUGAUUAGUCCGCGUGUGGUGUGUGUGUCCCUCGUCGCCUCCGUCUUACCCUGCCUUAUUGCAGCACACUUCCUGUCCCUGUGGACGUUGCUGGUCCUCUGGGCCUGGUGGGAGAAGACGGACUUCAUGGACACUAAAGCUGGAGAAUGGCUGUACCGGGCCACCGUAGGCCUCAUCUGGUACUUCAGCUGGUUUAAUGUAACCAGCGGAAAUACGAAACUCAGAGGAAUCAUCUACCACGUGGUUAUGGGAGCGGACAACGCGCUGCUGUUAGGAUUAUGGUGGUGGUGGAGAUCUGUGGAAUCUGCUCGUCUUAGUCCGUUCCCUAUUAAUCCCUACAUACUUAUUGGUUUGUUAGUGAUCAUCUACAUCACAGGAGUCCUGCUGAAACUUGUUUAUUACUGGAAAUGUCAUCCUAACAAACCGGUUUUAGACAUAAAUCUGAACAAUGAUGCAGGAUCUGAUAGUCUGGAGCUGGACUCGAGUGAGACUCUUGAGCCUAAACCUGAACCUGAAGUCACAGUUUUAGUUGGUAUUAACAAAAGGAUAAGACACAUGGCUGUAAAUUUCUACUGCUAAACUGAAUUAAAGUUGAGGAAACGGUUUAU
Messenger RNA from Clarias gariepinus (North African catfish), 1474 nucleotides. RefSeq names its product XK-related protein 8-like. The coding region runs from base 231 to 1445 and encodes 404 amino acids. Gene Ontology annotation, cellular component: plasma membrane. The transcript is spliced from 3 exons. The record is from RefSeq and is a predicted model, not a curated record. Lineage: Eukaryota; Metazoa; Chordata; Actinopteri; Siluriformes; Clariidae. Gene Ontology annotation, biological process: apoptotic process involved in development; engulfment of apoptotic cell; phosphatidylserine exposure on apoptotic cell surface.